Messenger RNA from Seminavis robusta, 951 nucleotides. The record is from the annotation of a GenBank genome assembly. Lineage: Eukaryota; Bacillariophyta; Bacillariophyceae; Naviculales; Naviculaceae.
AUGCAUCGAUCUACCGCAGUUACAACCGAGGAGGAUCUCCACGACACCGAUGAACGCGACGAGGAAGAAGAAGAUGAUGAGGAAGAAGAGGACAUCUUUGCGAAGCUGUUGGAAUCUCCGGAACCCCACAAGGACCAUAGAACCAUGCAGCUAACUUCCGAAGAACGGCAAUGGGCACUGGAUUUGAAGAGGACGGUGGAACAAGACCAUGCUGAACUACACAACCUUAGUGAUAUGGAAUAUGCGGUGUAUGCCAUCAUCUCUCAGGGCAAUCGGGCUGAUGCUUUGACAAGAAUGGGAGCCAUUCAGAUGUUUCGAGAGGAGUAUCAAGUUGACAAUUCUAUAGAACAGGGUGUGUACAUGCUCGGAGAGCUAAUGAAGCAACAAGAAGGUCUCUUACUGUGUUUGGAUGUUGACAGUGCCACUUUGGAAGGAUUGCAUGUCAUGGAUAUUGGGGCCCUUAACCCACAGGCAGCGUUAGCGCCCUGCUUUAUCAGCGGGGUUGACUACAAUUGGCGCAUCAUGGUCUGCGGCUUCUACUAUUACAACCUGGCCUGCCAGCCAUGUCUUGGGACCGUCAGAGCAGGGAAUCACACCAUGGCUGACUUUGUGGGGUGGGGUUGGCAUCACAUGAAUAUGGAGAUUCAGUAUCGGUUCUCCGGGGAAAUGUUUGCCCACUAUCCAAUAAAGUUCACCAAAAUGUGUUGCUACAAUACCAAUCAGGCUGCCAAUAUUGUUUGGUCCCUUGUCAAGAAUGUGUAUCCAAGUUCUUUGAUGAAUGUGCUACAAUUGGGUUGCCAGAUACCCUCGGAAUCUUAUGAGGAGGCCCCAAAGAGUCUGAGUGAAAGAUAUCUGCAACCAGAUCUUAACCAGGCAUGCCUUCGGAUGCUAACGAGAGCAAAUAGCUUGUUGACCUUGAGGUGCCGAAAUGACGAGCUCUUUCGAUUGUAA